AUGUCCGACUUCACACAGAACCUCAAUCCGGCGGCGCGGGCGAGCACUAACGAUGAUGUUAUUGGGGAUGCUUUACUGGCCUCGUGGCAGCUCCCGGUCACGUCGUUUAACGCAAACUCUAGUUUAGCGAGAUUAGUAGAUCGAUCUAGUGCCGUGUCGUGUGCGUGUGUGAAGACCGUGUGCAUGUGCGUUCCAGAAAUCCUGCUCUGCAUCCACCGCCACGCUCGUCAAAGACGGCCCGAUCUACCGGGGACCAGCUACCGCUUCGAUCCGGCCGCAACGCCCACGCCGCCGAAGGCCAGCGCUCGCCAAACCGCGCUCGGCAGCGGAACUGUACGGCCACGCCGUAACAGGACAGCAGCAACCGUCACCGCAGCGUCCUUGAAUUAACCGCCAUCGCGCACAGCAUCCGCCAUCGCGAUCGCCAACCGCCAUCAACCUAACCUGGAAGGUUAGAAACCACGUGAGUGAGUGAAGGUUAACCCUUGGGAGAGAAGUCCGGCCUCGAAGGCGGACACGCGAACCGGCAGCAAACAACAACCA
Messenger RNA from Culex quinquefasciatus (southern house mosquito), 543 nucleotides. RefSeq lists its product as uncharacterized. The coding region runs from base 1 to 390 and encodes 129 amino acids. The transcript has 3 exons. NCBI's taxonomy places the organism in Eukaryota, Metazoa, Arthropoda, Insecta, Diptera, Culicidae. The record is from RefSeq and is a predicted model, not a curated record.